AUGCGGGCGCGCCGUCCGCGCCUCGCCGGCUCAUUGACAGAACGAGACAAGACACCAAGGAGCUUGCUUCCGUCCUCCGAGGAGGAGAGAAAGACAGAAACAGAAAAAAAGUCCCAAAAAAAGAGGAGGAGAAACAGAGGCGAGCAGCUCGGAGGGUCCGAGCGCCACGGAUGUGCUGUGAAAGUCGCUCCGCGGUGCUCCGCCUCGCUGCUGCUGCGCCCCCCGCGCAGACCCGUUCGAGUUCCGCCCGGUACGCCGCCCGGUAGGCCCGCCCCCGGCAGCCAUGGACGCCAAGGCCGCCCGCACGCUGCUGCGAGCCGCGCUGCACGUCUUCCUGACGCUCCAACAAGUCGGAGGCUACACGUACAGGAACCAGCGCAAGUUCACCGAAGACAUCGACUGGUCGUACGACGGAACGCUGAACCAGAACAACUGGCACAAGAAGUUUCCGUCGUGCAGCAACGCCAAGCAGUCACCCAUUGACGUGGAGGAAAAUCUGGCCCAGGUCGAGCUGCGCUACCAGAAACUGCAACUGGAUGGCUGGGAGAACUUCACCGGCCAGCGUACCACCAUCAAGAACGACGGCAAGACCGUGGCGUUGGACGUGGACGGCGACUUCUACGUCGGCGGCGGCGGCCUGGCGUCAAAGUUCAAGGCGGGGCGCAUCGCCUUCCACUGGGGGCGCUGCAACGCUUCCUCGGAGGGUUCCGAGCACAGCCUGGACGGCGUCAAGUACCCCUUGGAGAUGCAGAUUUACUGUUUUGAGCCGCAGCGCUUCGACUCUUUCCAGCAAACCGUCAAGGCGGGGGGGCGGAUCACGGCCCUGGCUGUGCUCUUUGAGGCGAACUCGGAGGAGGACAACGCCCACUUUGCCGCCAUCAUCGACGCAAUCAACAGCGUCAGCCGAUACGGUAAGAGCGCCCGGGUGUCGCCCUUCAGGCCGCGUGCUCUCCUGCCCAACUCGACGGACAAGUACUUCAUCUACAACGGCUCGCUGACCACGCCGCCCUGCAGCGAGACGGUGGAGUGGAUCGUCUUCAAGAACACCGUUUCCAUCUCGGCCGAGCAGCUGGAAGCGUUCUGCGAGGUGAUGACCAUGCAGCAGGCGGGUUACGCGAUGCUAAUGGACUACCUGCAGAACAACUACAGAGAGCAGCAGCGCAACUUCAUGGGUCAGGUCUUCUCCUCCUACACGGGCACAGAGGAGCUCCUCACGCCAGUGUGCAGCUCGGAGCCGGAGAACGCGGAGGUGAGCGCCUACAACGGCAGCAGUCUGCUGGUGACGUGGGAGCGUCCGCGGGCCGUCUACGACUCCGCCAUCGAGAGGUACUCGGUCAGCUACAAAAUGGCCGACGCGGAGGACGCCGCCCGCUCGGAGUAUCUGACCGACGGAGACCAGGAUGUGGGCGCCAUCCUGGAUGAUCUGGCGGCCAACUGCAGCUACGUGGUGCAGGUGGUGGCGGUGUGCGCCAACGGCCUUUACGGACGCGUCAGCGACCCCUUGACCUUCACCGUGCCCGCCGACGGCCCCGGAAAUAGCCCGAUCCCGGAUUCCAUCCAAUUCGAUUACGAGGGGGAGUACUACCCACCGGACCCAAAUGAAUCAGAAGAUUACGUUCAGGCUCCGAUUCCCACAAAACCGCCCGCAACCUGGACUUCAGGACCGUCCCGCCGCCCGACGCACCAGAUAGAGUCGACUAGCGUUGCCGCAACUUUUGCCCAGCAUACCGCCUCCAAAACGGAGGCCUCCGGCAGGUCCUCAUCUUUGAGCCCUCCGUACGGAAACGCGAGAGACCACCGGGACGGGGUCCAGCAAAAGUCCUGGGAAAACAGUAAAGCGGCCCUGAAUCCGACGGCGCCGACACUAAGCGCCUUCACUGCUUCGAUCUCAAACGAUACCGUGACAAGAGCGAUCGCGGCAACCGUGAGCUGGACGACGAACGGGACGACGGCGCCGAAGCCCAAAACCACCAAAAUCGAGAUGACGACCGCCAGCCGGGCCCUGUCCGAAGCCACGCUCAAGACCGCCGCCGUCGAUACCACAAUGGAAACGACUCCAUUUUCAACCCCAAACAAGACCGAGACUACCGACGAGACAACCGCGGUGACGACAAACCCGUCAACGAAGAACACCAUCGGUCAGACCGGGCUGACAACCAAAACCACGAACCAGAUCGCAACCGCCAAUACGACAACGGAAACGACCGCCAGUCCGGCCGCGAACAAGACCGGGACCCCGUCUAGGAACAAAACCGCAACCACGAACGAGAUCGCAACCGCCAAUACGACAACAGAAACGACCGCCAGUCCGGCCGCGAACAAGACCGGGACCCCGUCUAGGAACAAAACUGCAACCACGAACGAGAUCGCAACCGCCAAUACGACAACGGAAACGACCGCCAGUCCGGCCGCGAACAAGACCGGGACCCCGUCUAGGAACAAAACCGCAAGCACGAACGAGAUCGCAACCGCGAACACGACAACGGAAACGACCGACAGUCCGGCCGCGAACAAGACCGGGACCCCAUCUAGGAACAAAACCGCAACCACGAACGAGAUCGCAACCGCCAAUACGACAACGGAAACGACCGCCAGUCCGACCGCGAACAAGACCGGGACCCCGUCUAGGAACAAAACCGCAACCACGACGGCCCCGUUCACCGAGACCGCGACCCCGAAGCCAACCGAUUUGAGCGACUUCACGCCCGUCCGCACGGACCCGCACGAAGUUCGGACCGCAGACGAUGCGCAGACUCGGGUGUGGCGGGGCGGCGUACUUUUGCGGACCACGCCGCCGCUCCCGAAGGGUGAGCGCCACUCUGUCCCCGCCCCUUCUUCCCAUCCCAUUGAUGUCACCAGCCCCCGCCCCAGCCUGCGACCCGUCCCCCCCGCCCGCUUGCAUGAGCUGACCGCGGACGCCACCCCGCCGCCUGUCCAAAUCCCCGCUUCUCCCGACUCUCGCCCCGCUCCCUCUUUCGCUGACGGCUUGGCAUCUUUCUCAUCGGGGGGGUCCCUCCCAGAGGUCUCCCUCGGCACCCCGCCCCUGCCUGGCCAAGACCCUUCCUCCCUUCCUGCACUCUCUUCCGCCAACGAGUUGGCAUAUUUCUCUUUGCGUGACCUGGCCGACGCGUCCGAGCAGGGGGGGUCCGUCUCUGAGGCGUGGCUUUCCCUCAGCCCCACCCUGCGGCCGUCGGUUCUCCUCUCGAGCGACCAGGCUAAGGAAGCCGAGUUCUUGGGAUACGGGACGGGAAGCACGGUUGACUCCGAGUUCUCGGACGCCAUUUGCGCUUGCUCCCUGGAGCCUUCUGCGUCCUGGCCCCUAGCCCCGCCCCACCGACCCCUUGGGGUCGCGACCUCGGGUUUCGAUGCGGAUCUUCUCUUGAGUUCUUCGGGUGUCCUCGUGAGUUCUUUUUCUGGGGCGGCUUCCGGCGGAUCGGUGGUCGCGCUCUCGCCCUCUUUGCCGGCGCCCGACUUCCCAAUGGCCGCUCGCAGCGCGGCGCCCCCCUCUGUUGCGGCCUCGUUGUUGCCAUCGCUACCUUUCGGUAGCGGCGUCUCAGGGUCCGGCGUAGACCAGGACUGGGAUGGCGUCGAGGUGUCGGCCUCGGGCGAGAGCGCCCGUCCUCAUGCCACCGACCCCCCUUUGGUCACUUUGGAGUCCGGGCGGACGCUCGUGGAUUUGGACGACCGCCCCUCGGCGUUCUAUUUUGACGGCGAGAGCGGGAGCGACGCCGGAUCCGGGCGAGCGGGCGCCGCCGCCGCCUCGCCGAGCGCGCCCGCUCUCCCCUCGCCCGUCUCCCCCGAGGAGAGCGGCUCGGGUCGGGCCGAGAACCCGUACGACAACGACGCCUCCUCGGACUUCAGCAUUCCCGAGCAAACUCGGCGGGAGGCGGAAAGGGAGGCGGAGCCAGUGGCAGACGUGAGCAACAGCGGCCACGAAUCUCGCGUGGGAUCCGUCGGGGACGGCGAGAGGAAAGCGGCGGUCCCCCUGGCCGUCAUAUCCGCGCUGACGGCCCUCGGACUGGCGGUCCUCGUCGGCGUCUUGGUCUACUGGAGGGUGUGUUUCCAGACGGCGCAUUUCUACGUGGACGAAGGUGCCCGCCCCCACCUCGGCGACGCGGCCGCAUUCGCAUCCGACCCAAAAGCGGCGCUUCCCGUGCAAGAUUUUGUCCGGCACGUCGCCGAGCUUCACCGAACGAGCGGAUUUCAGCGCAAGUUUGAGCUGCUAAAGGAAAGUUAUGAGGAGGUGCAGGCACGCCAGGCGGACAUGACGCUGACCUCGGAGACGUCCAACCACCCCGACAACAAGAGCAAGAACCGAUACGGCAACAUCCUGGCUUUCGAUCACAGUCGAGUGCGGCUGUCGGCGGGCGUGGCCGACAAGGACGGACGCUGUCGAGAUUACAUCAACGCCAACUUUGUGGACGGCUUCAAGAUGCGCCACGCCUACAUCGCGGCUCAGGGUCCGCUCGAGUCCACCGCGGACGACUUUUGGCGGAUGAUCUGGGAGCAGAACGUCGGCGUCAUCGUGAUGAUCACCAACCUGCUGGAGAAGGGACGCAGGAAGUGCGAUCAGUACUGGCCCGCCGACGCACGCCAGGACUACGGUGGCCUGGCGGUGGCGCUCCAGAGCGUCCAGGAGCUGGCCCACUACACUCGGCGCACCUUCGCCGUCACCGACACGCGUGGCAAAAAGGCUUCCCGGACCAGGCGAGUGGUCACGCAGUACCAGUACACCCGGUGGCCCGACAUGGGCGUGCCCGACCACGCCCUGCCGCUUCUCGACUUCAUACGCCAGUCGUCACGAGCCAGGACGGCAAAUAUGGGCCCGGUGGUGGUGCACUGCAGCGCCGGCGUGGGCCGGACGGGCGCCUACUUGGUGUUGGACAGCAUGCUGAGGCAAAUGAGGCAAGAGGACGCCGUGGACGUGGACGGAUUCCUCCGACACAUCCGCACGCAGAGGAACUUCCUGGUCCAGACGCAGGAGCAGUACGUGUUCAUCCACGACGCCUUGGCGGAGGCCAUUUUGUGCGGCGAUACGGAGGUGGCGGCGUCGCGGCUUCACGCCUACGUGGAGCGGCUGCUGACUCCGCUGCGCGAUGGCAACACGCCGCUGGACCGGCAGCUCGAGCUGCUGAGCGCCGAGGCGACAAACGGCGACGACUCGGCGAGCGCACUUUCCGACGGCAACCGCCAAAAGAACCGAAGCCGCUCGCUGCUGCCGGUCGAAAGGUCGCGAGUGCGUUUGUCGCCGUGCGCCGGCGACCCGUCCGAUUACAUCAACGCGUCCUAUGUGACGGGCUACAGGCGCAGCAAGGAGUUCAUCAUUACCCAGAAUCCUUUGCCCGGCACCGUCAAGGACUUCUGGAGGAUGAUUUGGGAACACGACGUGCGCGUCAUCGUGUCGCUGCCGGGACCCGCGUGUGCUCAGGAUGAAGAAGAGGAGGCGGAGCCAUGCGCCUUCUGGCCCGCGAAAGGCCACUCGCUGAGCUGGGAGACCUUGAGCGUCACUCAAACGUGCGAAAACGUCAUCUGCCUGGCUAACGAGGACGCGUUGCUGGUUCACCACUUGGCCGUGCACGUGGCGCAGGACGACUUUGUGGCCGAGGUGCGCCUGUACCGCGCCCCGCGCUGGCCCGACCCCGACGGCGCCAUCAGCGACACCUUCCUGCUGGUCCGCCUGAUCCGGGAGGAGACCGCCGCAAAGGAAGGAGCUACCGCGCUGGUCGACCGCCUGGGCGGAGUCACCGCCGGAACCUUCUGCGCGCUGUCGUCUCUGAUGGACCAGCUUAGCGACCGGCGGCGCGUGGACGUCUUCGGAGCAGCCAGGAUGACCAACCUCGCCAGGCCCGGAACCUUCCGCACGCGCGACCACUUGGAGUUCCUCUACAAGGCGCUGUUGAGCGUGCUGGACGAGCCGGGAGAAGAAGACCGACGAGACCGAGACCAAGUCCACCUAGACGAUGAAAGCCAAGACGAGAGCCGGCCAAUGAGGAGCGCCGCCAGUUGUCAGCGCAAUGGCGCACUCCCACCACUGGGAGGCAAACGAGCGCCCAACGGACUCGAUUCGCUGGUGUGAUCAGCCGAGAGUGCUUCUCGGACGUCAUUUUGUAACGUGCCUUUUUUUUUUUUUAACUCUUUGCGGUCACUCUUUAACGCCGUCACAUCAAGACAACUAACGUUGGUACUUUUGCAUAUUUAUUGGCAGCAACGAUGAGAAAGGAACACGGGACAGUAGUAAGUUUUUUUCACUUCGUGUCGGUAAUAUUUCACCUCGAAGGACCAAAUUGUAUUUAUACUCUACCCGAUUUUUUUAUGUAGUGCUUCCGUCAAAGGCUUUUCUUUUUAUUAAUCUUCACUUUAGAUGACACAAACCCGCAUGUUUAUACUUUCUUUGCACUCUGCUGCUUUCGUUUGCCAUUCAACUACCACCAAAAUCCUGAUGCUUUGUUUGGUUUUUUUUUUGUUGUUUUUUUUGCGCACAAAACUGUGGGAUUCAGCCACAAUAAUUCACUCACAAUUUUCGAGAGAACAUGCUGUUUUGUUCUUUGAGUAAAAAAGUGACAUGGUUAAAAAUUCUACCCGUUUUAUUCCUUUUUUUUAAGUCGUCGUAAAAACCAAAAAAAUAAUUAACCUUUCAAAAAACAUGACAUUUACCGGGGAAAAUAUUUUUUUAAAAACAAAUCAGAGUUCUACUAUUCUCAAAAGAUUUUUUUCACAUAAAAUAAUGUUUUUUAAAAAAUUAUUUUAAACGCAAACAAUGAAUUACACACCAUCCCCAAAAUGCUUUCGGAUAAACAAGCACUUUUGACAGACAGAAGUGACCUUAAAAACAAAAGAGCUUGGUGAAAAAAAGAAGACCAUAAAAUCCCGUGUAUAAUACGACCGCCCAAAAAUGUUUGUUUUUUUUAUCAUCUGUACGCGUCUGUAUAUUACUCUACCCUGAUUUGCUGGUAUCCGUUGUUAUCAUCUGGUCACAUUUGUGCAAAUGUUUCUCAUGCUGCCAUAACUCAGCCUGACUCUUCGCUAUAAAACAGUGUCGUUGAAA
Messenger RNA from Hippocampus zosterae (dwarf seahorse), 7045 nucleotides. It is a transcript of the gene ptprz1a, whose product is annotated as protein tyrosine phosphatase receptor type Z1a. The record is from RefSeq and is a predicted model, not a curated record. Lineage: Eukaryota; Metazoa; Chordata; Actinopteri; Syngnathiformes; Syngnathidae. The transcript is spliced from 30 exons. Gene Ontology annotation, biological process: peptidyl-tyrosine dephosphorylation. Gene Ontology annotation, molecular function: protein tyrosine phosphatase activity; protein binding. Bases 284 to 6076 code for a protein of 1930 amino acids.